Molecule: messenger RNA, 4718 nt
Organism: Sorex araneus (European shrew)
Lineage: Eukaryota; Metazoa; Chordata; Mammalia; Eulipotyphla; Soricidae
Gene: SSTR1
Product: somatostatin receptor 1
Exons: 3
Coding region: 1184-2356 (390 amino acids)
Biological process (GO): neuropeptide signaling pathway; cellular response to estradiol stimulus
Cellular component (GO): membrane; neuron projection
Molecular function (GO): neuropeptide binding; somatostatin receptor activity
Source: RefSeq, a predicted model, not a curated record
AUUUUGAAAACUUCUGAUGGCUAAAAUCAACUCUUUUACUCUUUCCCUUUCAGACACUUUUAAUUUUGAGUGCUAUAACAUAAAUACAAAUGGUCACCAACAUAAAGUUAAGGGGGCAGUAGGAUUGACACUUUUUUUUUGUUUGCAUCCAUUUUUGACUUUUGGACUAUCUGGUACAAACAGCCUCAGUGAGGAGCUUAAUUUCCGGUGAUGUUUGUGCCUCCUUAGCGUGAACUGUACUAGGUGAAAGGCAAAAUUGCAGCUCACAAAAUGCCAGGUGCCGGUUGCUUGAGAGCAAGGAGGAGUGGCUCAGCACUGGCAGCUGCAAAGCAGCCUUCCUGGGAACCAGCAGGAUUCCGAAAAGAACUCAGAGGGAUAUGAACAAAGAGCUGGGAAGAGGGUGCAUAUGCUCUGCCUUUAAAGGGAACUAUUGAGUCCUAGGGAACCUAGGCCAGCAAGCGUCCCAAUGGUCACUCACAAUCAGGGUUAUAGAACAUUCAUUCUGUUUUUGUUUGUUUUACAGAAACCCCCUUCGAUUCCUGAAUGAAGUCAUCGAGCUUCAGGCGCGCCCACAUGGAAUUGCUUAGCAAAGGUUUGGGCGUACGAAUCACCGAGUCACUUGUAUACAGGGUCCUCAGGAAAAGUGGAAAUCCUGGUACUGUAUGGAAAGACUCGAAGGUUGUCUUAAAGCUCCUGAAGUUGGUGACAGAAAGCCGGUGGUGCAGGCUGGUUUCAACGACUCCUAAGAAGAACUGCGCGGGCGCCAGUGCCGAGUCCCGGCUGGAGAAAGGAGUUGGCCCGCACAGAGAACGUCACUGGGCUGCUGGACAGCACCAGCAGUUUGCACUGACCGUCUGCGCGCGGCUCAAGAGGUGAAACGCUAAGCUGCUGACGCUCUGUCGGUGCCUAUUAAUCAGCUGCCUAGAGUCGCGGCAGUUAAUGGCUGUGCGGCGCAGGGCUCUAGCCUCCGGUCCUCCCCGCUCCCCAAACCCGCGUGUCCCGGCGCCCCGGAGCGACAGGGCGCGGCGCGCAGGCAGCCGCCGGGCAUGUGCCGGGUGGGCGCUAGUCCGAGCCGCGCCCGGGGGCUGUGAGCGGCGGCCGGUGGAGCCGGGUGCUGGCGAGUCGGCUGAGCUGUCCAGCCCCGGCCACCCCCGACUCUCAUCCCCGUCCAGGUUCCGCCGAGAUGUUUCCCAACGCCACCACUUCCUCUCCCUCCUCUCCUAGCCCUUGCCCGGGAGGUUGCGGCGCCGGCGGCGGCAGCAGGGGCCCCGGGGCCGGCGCAGCGGACGGCAUGGAGGAGCCCGGGCGGAACGCCUCGCAGAAUGGGACCUUGAGCGAAGGCCAGGGCAGCGCCAUCCUCAUCUCCUUCAUCUACUCCGUGGUGUGCCUGGUGGGGCUGUGCGGAAAUUCCAUGGUCAUCUACGUGAUCCUGCGCUACGCCAAGAUGAAGACGGCCACCAACAUCUACAUCCUCAACCUGGCCAUCGCCGACGAGCUGCUCAUGCUCAGCGUGCCCUUCCUGGUCACCUCCACGCUGCUCCGCCACUGGCCCUUCGGCUCGCUGCUCUGCCGUCUCGUGCUCAGCGUAGACGCCGUCAACAUGUUCACCAGCAUCUACUGCCUCACGGUCCUCAGCGUGGACCGCUACGUGGCCGUGGUACACCCCAUCAAGGCCGCCCGCUACCGCCGACCCACGGUCGCCAAGGUGGUGAACCUGGGCGUGUGGGUCCUCUCACUGCUCGUCAUUUUGCCCAUCGUGGUCUUCUCGCGCACGGCGGCCAACAGCGACGGCACCGUCGCCUGCAACAUGCUCAUGCCCGAGCCCGCGCAGCGCUGGCUGGUGGGCUUCGUGCUCUACACCUUCCUCAUGGGCUUCCUGCUGCCCGUCGGGGCCAUCUGCCUGUGCUACGUGCUCAUCAUCGCCAAGAUGCGCAUGGUGGCCCUCAAGGCCGGCUGGCAGCAGCGCAAGCGCUCGGAGCGCAAAAUCACGCUGAUGGUGAUGAUGGUGGUGAUGGUGUUCGUCAUCUGCUGGAUGCCCUUCUACGUGGUGCAGCUGGUCAAUGUGUUCGCCGAGCAGGACGACGCCACGGUGAGCCAGCUGUCGGUCAUUCUGGGCUAUGCCAACAGCUGCGCCAACCCCAUCCUCUAUGGCUUCCUCUCGGACAACUUCAAGCGCUCUUUUCAGCGCAUCCUGUGCCUCAGCUGGAUGGACAACGCCGCUGAGGAGCCCGUCGACUACUAUGCCACCGCACUCAAGAGCCGCGCCUACAGCGUGGAGGACUUCCAGCCCGAAAACCUGGAAUCGGGCGGUGUCUUCCGCAACGGCACCUGCACGUCCCGCAUCACCACACUCUGAGUCCAGGCCGCGCAAGGGCCAGGGUUGGGGAGAAAGAAAACGCGGAUGCUGGGUGCGGGAAGCAUUGGGGAUGCCGGGUUGGGUUGCGGUAGAGCAGAAUAGUAGGACAACAUGCGUUUCCCUUAACGCCCCGGAAAAGCGCGCGACGAUAGCGGGUCUCCAGUGCUUUGAGUAUAAAAAGUGGGAAAGUUCGAUAAAGUCCCUUUUCCCCCCACUGUCUCCCACUUUCGCUCCUCCCUCUCCUGAGCUUGCAUUCUGCUUCCUUCCAGGCUGCUCCCCUGACCUCUCCUGGCGCGGGUUCUGUUCGUGCACUUGGUGAACUGAUUCAGCCCGACCCGGUUCUCCUCCGCCCCCACUGGCCGCGGGGCGCUUGGUUAGGCAGAGACCGGAUUACCCUGCGAGGUUUUCUCGGGGGCGUUCUCGGAGCCCCGCCCCGCCGCGCCCCUCUGUUCACCAAGUUCUGCCUUGUGCCCCUAGUGGAGUUUCGAGAACCUCUGCUCGUCCUUCGCUCACUACCACUUCUAUGGAAACUUGGGUCGAACGGAGAAGCGGGUAGCUGGUCCUUUUUCCUAUCUGUGCGUCAAGACCCGCCCUUUCCCGAGCCCUUACACUGCACUUACUCCCAGAGCGGAGCCAGGUGCUUAGAACAAUCGGUCCGCGCUUCAAAUCCCAACCUCCUCGCGGUCCCCAUCCUGGCCCCCCAGCGUUGGGGGCGGAAGGGAACUGAGAACAAGCGGCCACGAGUUGUUUUGUUUUGUUGUGGGGUGUGUUCGUGUUAUUGUUGGGGUUUUCUUCUUCUUUAUAAUUAAAAAAGAAAAAAGGUUCAGCGCUUCGGGGACGGCUUGCAAUGACUCGAGCCCGGGUCAGGUGGGGCACUUUGUGAAUAUUAGACCAAACGUUAGGCUAUCCAGAGCACUCGUCCCGGAGUCCACUCAAGGUGGGGCGUCGUGCCCCUUGCACCGCCCAGGAGCAAGGCUGCAGACACACACCCAGGUCCUUCCCCGCUUUUUGAGUUACAAUUGACUCAGUUUCCUGCUGAGGUUUUUUUCCACAACCCAGCACUAGACUGAGACCUGUUGAGGUACUUUGGGUCAACGCUGCCGCCUGCAGGCUGAGUGCGUGGCCUGCCUGCCCCAGGCUUGCUGCCUUUCAAGCGGUGCCUAACACAUUAUUUUCUAGAUAAACACAUUUGUUUAUUUGUGGUGUUUUAAGCUAUGUUUCUGUGUUCUUUUCCCUCUUUGCCUAGUCCCAGCGCCUUUUCUUCAAGACUUGUGAAGUGGAGGUGUGUGCGUGGGGGGAGGGGGGCGGUGGGAGGGAGGGUGGGAGGAAGGUGCAGGGAGUAGGGGUGUGGUAAUGGGAGGAAAGCUCGCUCUCUCUCUCUCCAGGCUCCCCUGCAACAAAACUUUCUUCUGCUGGGUCUUCUGUUCUUACCCUUUAUUCUGGACUUUCUAUUUUUUGCUCGUAUCCAGUAAUGUUGAAAGAUUUCUUUUCAUGCUUUUCCUAGGUCGUUUCUUGUUUGUUUUAUAAAAUAAUAAUAAUAAUAAUGUGGAUUAGCUUUACCAAGCAGUGUGGAAAGUCUUCAACUCCUACUUUCAACAUCACUCUCUCUAUAUUAUUUUAAUAUACAUAAAUUCAGUAUAUAAAAUUUAUCUUGCUCCAUGAAACAAUCGCCAAUGAAGUUAGUAACUGACAGGUGCAAGGAUUCAAGAACUAACUGGACCAUUUUCACAUAAAGGGGUUCAAGCAGCAGUACUCUCAAAUCGGAAAUGAGAAAUCUGAUUUAAACACACUGUAACUAUUCUAAGGAUUUCCCUGCUCAUGCCCCGUAUUCCUUUAGAUUCCAAGAGUGGUGAUUCUAUCAUACAAUCUAGUUACCAUCACAAUCAUCAUUGUCAGUAUUGUAUUUUAUAUAUGUGUUUGAUUUUACCGACAACAUUGGAUGCUUGAACAGGGCAAGAAUCAAUACUUUUACUCUUUGUAUAUCUUGUAUUGCUUUAGUAUGCUGGCUUGUACAUAGUAGGCACUGAAUGCCUUUUUGUUGUUUGAUUGUUAAAGUAAGCCAGAGUGUAUUGCAACCAUCUAGAGAUAAUAAAUCUGGGGUUCUCAGACCUCUCAUUGACAUGAUAUACAAUGCUUGAAAUCACUAUGGAAAACAUGUUUUGUGUAUAUCUGCUUCAAGAACAUUGUGCUCUCCUAAAAUCAGCAACCAAGAGUUAAAGUGUCCCUGAUAUUUGUUAAAUGGUUAAGAACAGUAAAAUUUGCUAAUCAAAUUCCUGAUAAUCUGUCCUCUUAUGAGGAUACAAAUAGUGCUAUUACCUUUGCCAUGUUAGCUAAAUAAACAAAUGUUAUUAUGUUGUUGCAA